AUGGCGCUUGCCGCGACAUUGGCUGGGCAGCCUGGCUGGGUUUGGAGCGUCGUUGCGGUUUGGCUUCUUACUUUCUUCCUUACAGGCUUUGACAAGGUCUAUCUUAUUCUGUCCAUGAUUGCCUUUAUUUUUGGGCCUGGUCUUGGUGAAGGCCGUGGCGAGUACUCGGCCUACUCAAUUUUCAACAAAGGGCAGAAGCAUUUGCUGGGCGACCUUCGUGCAGAGCAGCUGGAUGCAGAACAGCGUGGUGACCACCAUUUGGCUGCCUUCGCAGGUCGCGAGCAAGAUGGAGGCCUCAUAGACCUACCUGGUGCUGAACUAGCUGAGGAUCAGCCGGUGAUUCGGAGCCGCGAUGCCAACCAGCCUUGCCCAUGUGGCUCAGGCAGAAAAGCAAAGCGUUGCUGUUUCGAUACGAGACAGACACGCCAAAGAUCUGACAGUAGUCCCAGCUUGCCCAAAGACGGCCCUGAUCCGCUGCUGGAGCAGUGGCGAUCUGAAAUGGAAGUGGUCGCUUCUGGACAUGCAAAGAGCAAGUGA
Messenger RNA from Durusdinium trenchii, 537 nucleotides. The record is from the annotation of a GenBank genome assembly. Lineage: Eukaryota; Dinophyceae; Suessiales; Symbiodiniaceae.